This is a messenger RNA of Opisthorchis viverrini, 1353 nucleotides long. RefSeq lists its product as hypothetical. Gene Ontology annotation, molecular function: GTP binding; structural constituent of cytoskeleton. Gene Ontology annotation, biological process: microtubule cytoskeleton organization; mitotic cell cycle. The record is from RefSeq and is a predicted model, not a curated record. NCBI's taxonomy places the organism in Eukaryota, Metazoa, Platyhelminthes, Trematoda, Opisthorchiida, Opisthorchiidae. Gene Ontology annotation, cellular component: cytoplasm; microtubule. Bases 43 to 1353 code for a protein of 436 amino acids. The transcript is spliced from 2 exons.
CGUGAAUGCAUUAGCGUCCAUGUGGGGCAAGCCGGUGUUCAGAUGGGAAAUGCCUGCUGGGAGCUAUAUUGUCUGGAACAUGGGAUCCAGCCUGAUGGCCAAAUGCCUAGUGACAAAAGCAUUGGUGGCGGUGAUGAUUCUUUCAAUACGUUCUUCAGUGAAACAGGUGCUGGGAAGCAUGUUCCCCGUGCAGUUUUCGUGGACUUGGAACCAACCGUUGUCGAUGAGGUUCGCACCGGCACCUACCGACAACUUUUUCAUCCCGAGCAGUUGAUUACUGGUAAAGAGGACGCUGCUAACAAUUACGCUCGUGGUCAUUACACUAUUGGGAAAGAGAUCGUCGAUCUUGUCUUAGAUAGGAUUCGGAAGCUGGCGGACCAGUGCACUGGCCUUCAGGGUUUCUUGAUUUUCCAUUCGUUCGGCGGGGGCACGGGUUCGGGUUUUACUUCCUUGUUGAUGGAGCGUCUAAGCGUAGACUAUGGGAAGAAGUCGAAGUUGGAGUUCGCCGUAUACCCUGCUCCACAAAUUGCUACGGCAGUUGUUGAGCCCUACAACUCUAUCCUGACCACACAUACGACCCUCGAGCACAGCGACUGCGCAUUCAUGGUCGACAAUGAAGCAAUUUACGAUAUCUGUCGUCGCAACCUGGAUAUAGAGCGUCCAACUUACACAAACCUGAAUCGUCUCAUUGGACAAAUCGUUAGUUCCAUCACCGCGUCUCUUCGUUUCGACGGUGCUCUGAACGUUGAUUUGACUGAGUUCCAAACAAACCUGGUUCCUUAUCCUCGUAUUCACUUUCCGCUGGCAACGUACUCGCCCGUGAUUUCCGCAGAGAAAGCAUACCAUGAGCAACUGAGCGUUGCCGAAAUCACGAACGCAUGCUUCGAACCGGCCAACCAGAUGGUCAAAUGUGACCCUCGUCACGGCAAAUACAUGGCUUGUUGCAUGCUCUACCGUGGAGAUGUAGUUCCAAAGGAUGUGAAUGCAGCUAUUGCUACCAUAAAAACGAAGCGCACCAUUCAAUUCGUGGACUGGUGUCCAACCGGUUUCAAAGUUGGCAUCAAUUACCAACCACCUACCGUGGUACCUGGUGGUGAUCUGGCGAAAGUUCAGCGCGCUGUUUGCAUGCUGAGCAACACAACGGCGAUUGCCGAAGCUUGGGCGAGACUGGAUCACAAAUUCGACCUCAUGUAUGCCAAGCGUGCUUUCGUGCAUUGGUACGUCGGUGAGGGAAUGGAGGAGGGCGAGUUCUCUGAGGCUCGCGAGGAUCUUGCUGCUUUGGAGAAGGAUUACGAGGAGGUUGGUGUCGACAGCGUCGAAGGUGAAGGGGAGGGAGAAGGCGAGGAAUACUAA